Molecule: messenger RNA, 1490 nt
Organism: Ipomoea nil (Japanese morning glory)
Lineage: Eukaryota; Viridiplantae; Streptophyta; Magnoliopsida; Solanales; Convolvulaceae
Product: zinc finger CCCH domain-containing protein 62-like
Exons: 11
Coding region: 134-1411 (425 amino acids)
Molecular function (GO): metal ion binding
Source: RefSeq, a predicted model, not a curated record
UCCGUAUUUGAAAUUUCUUAAAUAUUUUGGCAACAUUUUGCAACGGUCAAAUACUAUUAUUCCAUUUAAAAGCUCAAUCUUUGUCGACUUCUCCCUCGCAGAAUAGAGAGAAAGAAGAAGAAGAGAAAGAAAAAUGGCAUUUAUUGAGAAGAUUCACUGCGUUGAAUCGUAUUCUGACACUUAUGAUUCCGACGACUCGCAAGAAGAUCCUACCUUCGGCAUUCUUGAAGAGACAAAAUCGAAAAUUUCAAGCCUCUCCAUCAGUAGUAAGAAAACUGAAUCCAGGCGUGGUGUUUCCGAUGUUAUUGAUGAGAGUGAUGGGGAAGAACCAGACGCCAUUGAUGUUGACGGGAGUGAUCAGAAGAGUUAUGAGAGUGUUCAAAACAUGAUUCUAGAUGGUGAGAUUGAAAAGCUAAAAAUUGAUCAGUGCAAGGUCUAUUUAAGAAAGCAUGGAUUGAGAUUGACGGGCAACAAAGCUACGCUUAUUGAGCGUAUCAAGGAGCAUAUUGAUGUUGUCAAUGGUGGUGGAGAGAAGAAGUAUCCUGUAUCUAGUUUUAUAUUGAACUGCAAAGGUGAUGCAUGCACUGGAGAUGUUGUUUUGUUUGAACAAAAUGUAUAUGAAAUGUUCAAUAUUGCUUCCAGGAGCGCUAGUGCUCCUUCAUGCGGUACAAGGGUUGUUGCAGGAAGAAUUGUAAAAGAGAGCUAUGGCAUGGCAAAACAACAACAUACAUUUACUAUUGAAGUACUAUGGAGCAAAGGGGAGAAACCACUUCCUGCACUGCAUCCCCUCCUCAUCAAGGGAAGAAACCUUUAUCGGUUAAAAACAAUGAGACAGAGAUGGGAAGACGAAGGGCAACGGCAGAAAAUGUUGUCAGAAAAACAUGCAAGAGGUUCUGUUGCCCGAACAAAUAGGGAAGCACGAAUUGCAGAAAAGGAAAUGCGAAUGAAGCCAAAGUUGAAUAGGGUGAAGAGAGCAGAAUGGCAGAAGCAAGCACCAGUUAGAAGGCAUAUGGCAUCGAUGGACUUGGAGAAAUCAGGGAACGAACAUCAUAAUGAGCCACCACCAUCAUCUCAUGACAGGAUUCAUCAGAGGCAACCUUUGAGUGAUGCAAAUGUGAUGAAUCAGAGGCGGCAACCUUUGAGUGAUGCUAAUGUGAAUACUUCAGCCCCCUACAAUACACAAUAUGCAAGUUACAAUGCCCCAAGACGAGGAGGAGGAGGAGGAGGAGCAUUCCCUGGUGAAAACAUAAAUUCGAAUAUUCCGGUGCAUCCAACAAUGUAUGCAGGAAACAGAAAUCAUCCUAGUGAUCAAACAAGACCAAACUCCCUGCCCAAUAUUGUGAAGCAGCCAUGUCGAUAUUAUGCUCAAGGUAGAUGUUAUUAUGGGCACAAUUGCAAGUGGUUGCACUAGUGCAGUGACACCAACCUUAACCUUCUUGUAGGAGAAGAAGUAUUGCCUCAAUGCAUUUUUUUUUGAACUGAUUGAAUGA